This is a messenger RNA of Strongylus vulgaris, 336 nucleotides long. The record is from the annotation of a GenBank genome assembly. NCBI's taxonomy places the organism in Eukaryota, Metazoa, Nematoda, Chromadorea, Rhabditida, Strongylidae.
AUGCAACACCCAAUUGGAGUUUCUAAAGCGGUUCUUGACUGUCCAGAAUGCAGUUGCGUGUUUGCUAGUCGCAGAACACUUACAAGGCAUCGAAGAGAAGCUCAUGGAACAGAGGUUUACUCUGCUUACUACUGCCGCAUAUGCAAUCGUUGUUUCCCAAAGAUCUCAUUGCUAAGACGACAUAAUCUUGUGCAUGAUCCAAGCGAGAGUUCGAAACCAUAUCAGUGUAGCCGCUGCUUUAAAAGAUUCAAUUUGAAAUCUACAUUAAAGCUGCAUAUGGACAUACAUGCCCGUAAAGACAUAGAUGAUCCUGUUUUGACGAAUCCGAAAUGCCCC